Molecule: messenger RNA, 2576 nt
Organism: Striga asiatica
Lineage: Eukaryota; Viridiplantae; Streptophyta; Magnoliopsida; Lamiales; Orobanchaceae
Source: the annotation of a GenBank genome assembly
GAAAAGCAUUUGUGUGAAAAACAAAAGGGAAGAGAGUUGAAAACACGAAAAAAGAAGCUCUCAAUAUCAGCUGCCCUAAUUGGUGAUUUACAUCCGAAGUCCAAACACUUUGCAGCACACCGGCGGCCACAAUCAGCUCAAGGCUCAAUUGGUUAACUGGCUGCUGCCACCGUUUGAUCUGUCGAUAAUCAAUGGCUGAGGAAGCUGUGUUGGGGUUUCUUGAAAAGAAUGAGGAGAUAUCAGAUUCUGGAAAGUUUGCGGAGGAGAAAGGAAUCAGCCACGAUGAGAUUGUGAACAUCGUGAAAAGCCUCAACGGUUUUCGUCUUGUUGAUGCCCAGGAUAUUAAGAGGGAACAAUGGGUGCUCACGCAGGAAGGGGAACUGUAUUCUAAAUACGGAUCUCCUGAAGUACUGCUCUUUUCUGCUGUUCCACCAGAGGGUAUCACGCGAGAAGAAUUGCAGGUACUCACAUCUAGUUUUUAGGGCUUAAAAUUAGUUUAUUAAUGAAUGGGAUGUCUUAUAGAGUUGUUGUAUUUCUGCAGAAAACUUUCGCAUCACGAUUGCCGAAUGAUAUUGAUGAAAAGUUGAAGUCAGCUAUUUACAAAAUAGGUAGCACACAGGCCAUAAAGAAUAAAUGGAUAGAAAUGGGGAAGUCGCAAGUUUUGAGAAAGUUUAAAAUGCAAUGCUCUGUAAGCCCGUGGCCUCUUAUCUUGCUAUGUUAUAAUUUUGGUUCAAAGAUAUACUACAUGUUGGAGGUCGAUCAUGUUGAUGACCGCGUAAAAGACUUGCUUAUACAAAUCCAGAGUGGUGAGGGGAUCGGUGCUGAGGAUAUCAAUGCUCUCAAAAAAAGAAAGCUUAUUAGUUCCCAGAUUUGGAAAGGCUAUUCAAUAAAGAAAGGUCCCAAGUAUGCUCCUAAAAGGAAAAAGGAGGCUACUGAUUUGGCUCGCGAAAAUUUACAGAGGGGUGAUUGGAAGGAUAUUGAGUUCAAAGAGUAUAACUUCCUUGCAAAGGGCCAGCCAACAGAAGGUUCGAAGAAAUGCCUACAAAUAAUUUUGUUGAAAGCAGAGCCUUCAUCCACAAGAAGUCUUCCUGAAGACUAUGUUGAGCGAGUUAAACGAGUUCACGAAUCUGGGGGUUAUGGAUCGAGAGGUUAUGGGUAUGAUUGGAAGAGAGAGGAAGCAGAUAAGAAUCUUCUGCGGACACACACUACUGCUGUUUCGUCCAGGAUGCUUUAUGCACUUGCUCAGGGACCUUUCACUCCCAAAAGAUACUAUUCAAUUGAUCGUGUCUUUAGAAACGAAGCUGUGGACAGAACUCAUCUAGCCGAAUUCCACCAGAUAGAAGGGUUAAUUUGUGAUCGGAAUCUUACUCUUGGACACUUAAUAGGAGUUCUUAACGACUUCUUCUCUCGUCUAGGAAUGUCCAAAAUUAAGUUCAAGCCCGCCUACAAUCCUUACACCGAGCCCAGCAUGGAAAUCUUCAGUUAUCAUGAAGGUUUGCAGAAAUGGGUCGAAGUUGGAAACUCGGGCAUGUUUAGACCAGAAAUGCUGCUUCCCAUGGGGCUUCCGGAAGAUGUUCAGGUCAUAGCAUGGGGGCUUUCACUUGAAAGACGGGUCGGGCUCAAGACCGCGCAGCAAGACGAUACCAUAUUAACUAGUUCACUUUCAGUUUUGCCCAUUUUCAAGCGGGUCUCUCAAUUUCACUCCGAACAGUUCACAGAUAACAUAAUGGUUAUCCCUUUCUUCGAUUUCCCUUCUUUCGACCCUCUGUUCAUGACAUAUUCUUCUGACUCAGUUUCUCCAUUGUUGCAUAACAAUGCAUCUGGAGAUGGGCUGAGCUUAGUUUUUAAACGCUGGGCCACCAAGAAAACUGCUGGAUCCACGAAAAAUGGGCGUGACUCUUUGCCCAAGAAUCUCGGUGUUAAGAAAUUCGGUGGAGAGAGAGUGAUUCCUGGGAACAUCAUCGUCCGCCAAAGGGGUACUCGAUUCCAUCCGGGGAAUUAUGUGGGAAUUGGAAAAGAUCACACGCUCUACGCUUUAAAGGAAGGAUGUGUUAAGUUCGAGAAGAACAAGCUGACUAAGCGCAGAUGGGUUCAUGUCGAACCCAAAGAAGGCUAUGAAAUCCAUCCCAUCUAUGCUGGUGCCGGGGGAGAGUCUUCUAAAAUGAAGACUGCUGCUGCUUGAAAUUUGUUUUCUAGUAAAAUUACAGAUAAGUAUGUUUUUCUUUAUUAAGGCACUGGUGAAUGGUGAUUAUCUUGCUCGAGUGCUUUUGAAUGCUAAAGGUGGUUUUCAUUUUCAAGAUCUUGGGAUAGUGCUUUUGGAUGUCUUGUGUUGUGAUUGAAGAUUUGACGAUAGAUUGUUUGCUUUUUGUAAGCUUCUAUUUGAAAUAAUUAGCUUUUUUCUUGUUUCUGUUUUUACUUUUUAUCAAGUAUUUAAUGAUCCAGGUAAUUUUCAGUUUCCAGGGGUUAUAAUUUUUAUCAAGCUUCUAUUGAAAUAAUAUUUGGUGUCUGUAAUUUUCCCAUUGAUGUAGGUGCAGUUUUUAGAUUUAUUUGAAUCGUGAAGGGUAAUAUGUAAGAAG